Symbiodinium necroappetens is the source of this 366-nucleotide messenger RNA. The record is from the annotation of a GenBank genome assembly. Lineage: Eukaryota; Dinophyceae; Suessiales; Symbiodiniaceae.
AUGGCAACCGCAAAGCGCUUGGCUUCCUUGGACCUCCGGGAGGCACAGGCCACCAAUGCUGAAGACCAGCGGACGAUCCGUGAGCUCGUGGAGCAGAUGCCUGGCGGCUUCGAUGCUGUGAACGCCUUCGUGCGCGGCUCCAUCCGCCAGGCCCUCAUGGCUGUGAAUCAGAGCUUCGACCACGAGUUCCGGCAGUUAGUCACCUUGCUGUCCACGUCGCAGGGCUCGCAGGACGAGGCCCCGGGCCUGGAAGUGGCGGAGGCACUCCCACGGCUUUUGACAGGUUCUCCGAACAUGCCCAUCGUCCAGAAAACCAUCCAGCCGGACAACACAACUCCCAAGAAUUAUGGCAGUUCUUCGUCGUAG